UCUAAAUAUACCGCGAAUUUAUUUUCCAAAAAAUGAAAAAUAUUUUAUCCUGAAUAAAAUUCGAAAUUUAGAGACUUAUUCAGUCGAUCUUGCCUUAUUCUAACAGUACAGAGAGACUCAAAGGAAAAAUUACAGUUUCCAAAACUGCAUCUACCAAUCCAAGAAAGCCAGUAAAGUAAAGUAAAGUCUGUCAAUAUGAUGGCCAACAAGUUCCCCUUCCACAGUACACCUGUUAAAGCCCCUGAUAAGUCAUCGUUUGGACCUGUAUGUACAGUUAACGAUAUUGUACUUAAAAUGGAUGGAAUCUCAAAACCCUCAAUAUUUUCCAAAGAAACUUGGAGAGAAGGAUGUUUGAUAGUUGACGGCAACACUCAGAAAAUUCAUGUUAAACUGUUAAUAGCUAAGCAGAUACAUGAACAUAAUUAUAACAUGGCUGAUGUAGUAGCAGGUGGUACAUAUGGUAGAAAUAAUCGCUUAACUGUCAAACUGAAGAAGGAAGGAAUGACCAUCAAAUGUAGUCCAAAUAAAACGAAAGGUUUCUUCCAUCUAAAUGCUGAAAAGUUCAAGGAACACAUAGACUGGCUUGUGUUGGAGGCACAGAAAAAUCCAAAAAAAAGACCAAGUACCCUUGCAAUAUGUGCGGCCAAGUCACCCCCUGUGUCCACAGUUACCUCUUACAGGGACCCCCAGGAUCUUGAGGAGCCAGAAGAGGGGGAGUCACAAUCAUCACCCUGCUAUACAAAUGUGAAAUCUAGACACCACUCAGAGCCCUCUGUUGAGGAGAAAGAGAACAAAAUGAUGGAAAAUGUAUGUAAUGAGAUAAACAAUACCCAACGAUCCUUGUACGAAACCCCGUCCAAAACAACUCAACCAAUGAAAUCAUUUUAUGGAAGUGCUAGCGCUGGAAGGCAGCCUCUCUUUGGGAAUAUGGUGCCCCUUAAAACAUACAGUCGAAAACCUGGUAUCCUUCCUCAUCCACUCUCAUCUCAGAGGUUCAAACCUGCCAAUAAUUUCUCGACACAAUGGAAUAAGAAACCUGAGUCUGAGGGGAAAUCAGCUGUGAAAUUGGGGUUCUCCAAUAUAGGAAACACAUGUUAUAUGAAUGCAAUACUUCAAGCCCUUUCUUCCCUGGAGUCUUUCACUAAAGACCUGUCAACAGGCUAUAAGACACAUUCCAGAACACUUGACAACUCAUCACUAUAUAGCACUGUUGCACACCUGUUUGCAGCACAGAAAAAACUAGGUCUGUCCACAGAAAGGAGGAAAGGUCUACUAUCAAAUGUUAAACAGGCAAUCACAAAAUCUGCGAAGAGGUUUUCUGGUUAUGCUCAACACGAUGCCCAUGAGUUUCUUGGUCAGCUUAUAGACCAACUAAAGGAAGAUUGUUUGCGACUUGAGCAGUCAACCCCCAGCCCCAGUGUCAAACUAUCCUCACCCCCGGAGUCUAGUCAUCACCCUAACCCUACCACAGACAAUUUUGAGUUCCAGAUAGAACACACCAUUAAAUGUCUCAAGUGUGGUGAGCAGGUUUUUAAAGCUGAAACCUUUCACGAUCUCUCAGUUGAUCUUCCACGAAGAAGUGGAGACAAACAGUGGUCACUACAAGAUGCCUUGGAGCGCUUCUUCCAGUCUGAAGAUUUAGAGUAUAAAUGUGAGGAAUGUAAAGCAACACAAGCUAGAGUCAGCCACAACUUUCUCACUCUACCAAGAAUCUUGAUCCUUCAUCUGAAGAGGUAUAACUACAAUUCUAUAAAAGCUGGUCAGAAAAAGAUAGGACGGGAGAUAGGUAUCCCAAGGUAUAUAAGUUUACAGUAUCACUGUGUGCGGGAUGUCCAGGAACCACAGCCUCUCAACAUAAGAGCAGAGGAAAGUAUAUGCAAUUACAACAAUGUGUCUCUGAACAGUUCAGUCAGCAGUGAUACACCACGAAGGCAGCUACAGUAUCCCGAAACUGCCAAGUCCAUUCUAUCAAGCAAUACAAAUGGUGCUGAAUUAGAGAAGUCUGAUGAUCUUGAACAGGGUAUCUGGGCAAGUGAACAAGAACACAAAAAGCAAGAGGCAGACAGACUAAGAGAGGAGGAAGAUAUUGCCAGAGCUAUAGAGAUGAGUCAGAUGGAAACACCAGCUUCCAUCCCCAGUCACGAGGCUAAAUCUACAGAUGAGUGUGACGGCAUACCAUUUUCACUGGAGGGGAAGUUGGCUGAGAUGAGUGAAGAAGAUCAGAUAAAACUGGCUUUAGAGCAAAGUAUGCAGGAACAUGCUCCUAACCAGUGGACAAUGUCUGAAGACUCCUUCUCACAAACACAAACUACUCAAAUAAAGACCCCUUCCACUGCACAUGAAAAUGAAGCUAACUUGCCUUUAAGUUCAGCUUGUGAGAAGAAAGAAGUUGACAUUGACAAUGAAAUUCAAUUCAAAGCUGAAAUACCUGACUGCAUUACUCAACAUAGUUCAAGUACUCACAAGAGGAAAUCUAGUGAGUUUGCAGAGGAUAAUGAUGCCAAGAGAGCAAAAAUGGAAAGUGAUUGGGAGGAGCUGCCUGAUCUAGUUAUAGAGAAUGAUGACUUUGAUAAAAAAUUGCUUAGUCUGGAUGACCCAGAAGAUCAGGGUAUGGUUCAGCACUUGGAGGAGGUAGCAAAGAAACCAGAAGAAACUAAUGCUGAGAAACCAACCGAGGAACCUUUAAAAGUAGAAGACCCUUUAAAACAGGAUGAGAAUGGCAGGUUCCCUGGAGAGACUGAUGAAGAUGUAUUGGAAAGAGUCAAGAAAGAAAGCCUUAAAGAGUUGUCCUAUAUUGACUUUGACGAUGAUAGCUUUGAGGAAAAUAGUAAUAAAGAGACUCCAGUGUACAGUCUCUCAGAGGAGGAACACAAUCAGCUCACACAGAACUCAAUGAAAGGUUUCUUGAAUGCCUCAUACAGACUCAUGUGUGUCGUCUCACAUGUGGGAAGCUCUUCCUCAUAUGGUCACUAUAUCAGUGAUGUAUACAAUAUGGAGAAAGGAUGCUGGUUUAGCUGCGAUGACUCCUUUGUGAAACAGAUUAAAGAACAAGAUGUCAGAACAGGGAAACAAAGAUCAGGGUACAUCUUCUUUUACAUGGAUAAGCAAAUAUUUGAGGAACUCAGAGAGAGGCAUACAUCAUCAAUGAAUAAAGGACUCAAGGAAAAUACAACUUACUCAAAUGUUUUUCAAAACUGACUCAAGUUUCUAGUCUAGAAAGGUGACUGUGCGUUGUAAUGACAUCAGAUGAUCUCUGAAAACAUUGGACAAUACCGCUGUAUGAAUUACAAUAGUACAGAAAUUUAUGACAUAUUUGAUGAAAUUUUUUAAAUUGCUAAACAUCAAAAGGCUUUGAUAAGUGAUUCAAAAGGUGACUUAUUGUGGGAGUUAACAAUUUUACACAUUUUAAGGUUAAACCCAGCAAAGGGCUGCCAACGCCAUCUAUUGAUUGUCAUCUCCUUUAUUGAUAGACAUUUGAUAUUAAUAAUAUAAAUAGUUAUAUAGUUAUUUAUAUUCAUUUUCUAUGACUUCCCAUGACCAACUUAGUAGGAUUUCAAUGUAUUGUAUCUGUAAGUUUUAUAGCUGCUAAAUCAGGAUUUCAUAUUGUAUUUGUUAUAAAGUAAACAGUUUUCCCUCAUGGAUGUUAUCUAAAUUGUGAGCAAAAAUGAAUAAUAAAAAGACAUCUUAAUUUUCACUAUUUUCAAUUCCGUUAUUUGGGUGGGAAUUAACUUUUAACUGAUUAUAAGGUUAUUCUUUUAUGAGACUAUUGCAAUAUGUACCAGUAUGUCCCCUGUACUUGUAAAUCACAUGUACUUGUAAAUCACAUGUACUGUACAUACUUGCAAAUCACAUGUACCAAAUUAUGCAACCUGUUAUGAAAUUCAUAUCAUGUGCAUUUAUAUUUGUUAUUUAUAUAAAGUAGUUUUAGUAGAUACUAGUCUAUGCAAUAAAUGAGUUAUAUUUAAA
Messenger RNA from Owenia fusiformis, 3966 nucleotides. NCBI's taxonomy places the organism in Eukaryota, Metazoa, Annelida, Polychaeta, Sabellida, Oweniidae. The record is from the annotation of a GenBank genome assembly.